Messenger RNA from Contarinia nasturtii (swede midge), 1263 nucleotides. Its product is annotated as mitochondrial inner membrane protein OXA1L-like. Gene Ontology annotation, cellular component: mitochondrial inner membrane. The transcript has 5 exons. Bases 61 to 1221 code for a protein of 386 amino acids. The record is from RefSeq and is a predicted model, not a curated record. NCBI's taxonomy places the organism in Eukaryota, Metazoa, Arthropoda, Insecta, Diptera, Cecidomyiidae. Gene Ontology annotation, biological process: mitochondrial respiratory chain complex IV assembly; protein insertion into mitochondrial inner membrane from matrix. Gene Ontology annotation, molecular function: membrane insertase activity.
GCAAAUCUAAUCUAAGUUGAAUUGUAUUUAAAAAAAUAUAUAAAUUACGAGCCAGAGAAAAUGAUAACUAGGUGCUGUUGUAUUUCUGGCAGUAGGUUGUUUUGCAGCCGAUUCAAUGCGGUAAAUAGUAUGCGCUGCAGGAAUUAUCAUGUCAUAUCUAAUGCUUCAUUCUUCAACAAAUAUAAUUUAUUCGAUCAUCGUUAUGAAUUCCGACGGAAUAUAAACCACACACCCAGCAUAUUGGCUGCUGCUGCUGUUAUGGCUACAGAGAGUACGACAGCAACUUUAACAACAAAUAGCGAACCGUCAUUCGUUGAACUUGGCUUAGGUGGAUACACGCCCGUUGGUAUUCUACAAAAUGGAUUGGAAUUUUUACAUGUAUCGUAUGAUUUGCCAUGGUUUGCUACAAUUGCAAUUAGUACAGUCAUAAUUCGUAUUCUAAUCACGCCAUUGGCUGUCUUAGCCCAACGAAAUACGGCUGUAAUGUGUAAUGUUUUGCCGCAAGUGAAUGACAUUCAAAGUAAAAUGGUUCGAGCGGGUAAAGCGGGUCAUUCAAACUAUAAUUUCAUUUCCAUUAUAAGUUUCCAUUAUUGUCCCCUAGGUAAAGCAGGUAAUACUCUUGAAUUUGCCCAAUACAAUGAGGAAUUAAAGAAUAUCAUGAAGGAUAAGCGUUAUAAUCCAAUCAAAAAUAUGCUCGUGCCUUUAGCUCAAGCACCAAUAUUCAUAUCGUACUACUUUGGUAUCAACGCAAUGGUCGAUGCACCGGUUCUGUCCUUGCAAACCGGGGGCAUAUUUUGGUUUACAGAUCUAACUGUUGCUGAUCCCUAUUAUAUUUUACCAUUAAUUUCAUGCGGCACAAUUGCAUUGACCAUUUACACGGGCACCGAUGGAGCACGAUCCAGUCACCCAAAUAAAUUGAUUAAUUAUGUUAUAAAAGCUUUACCGGUAAUAAUUUUUCCGUUUAUUAUGAAUUUCCCAGCUGCUAUUGUUAUCUACUGGACAACCAGCAAUUUUUGGUCCCUAAUACAGGCACCGAUAUUUAGAAUUGAAAAAGUACGAAAAUUUCUCAAAAUUCCAAAAAUUAAUCCAGUGCAACCAAAAAAGCAAGAACAAAGUGAUAUUCAAAAUGUUAAAAGCUUUGUUCAGCCCAAAAAAGUCACCAAGAAUAUAAUCAAUUAUGAACUAUUGAUUUCACGCAACAUCAAAAAUUCAAAAAAAUAAAUAAAUAAAAACUCAGUCAAAUAAUUUUAAACUUUGAUGACG